Fusarium fujikuroi IMI 58289 is the source of this 3324-nucleotide messenger RNA. RefSeq lists its product as uncharacterized. The record is from RefSeq and is a predicted model, not a curated record. Lineage: Eukaryota; Fungi; Ascomycota; Sordariomycetes; Hypocreales; Nectriaceae. Bases 1 to 3324 code for a protein of 1107 amino acids. The transcript is spliced from 6 exons.
AUGAAAAACAUGCUCCGCAUCUUAUCCGCUUUCCAUCAUGUAGCCAUGGACGCCCGAGAAAGUCCCCAGAUAGAGAUCCAGAUUUCGCCAGAGCAAAUUCCUUCGACAGGACUCAGUGUGGUGUACGAACCAGGAGACGAUGCCACGAUAGUCGAAUACAAGCAGGGUUCAGAAAAUGCAGAGAAGAAACCAAAGAACCAGGAACCAAAGACUUCAAAGCUUGAUAAUCCGAAGCGACUUGAGCUCAGACAAAGUUUCAAGGCCUUGCUGAAACGCCCAUCGAGUAAAGCCCGCCAGGAUAGUGUCCUCACUACCUCUACGGUUCAGACGUCUCCCGCCGCACCCGAAAAUGAUUUAUCUGUUUUCUGGCCGGCGGACUUGCUUCCAAUAACCUGCCGAAAGGCUCGAAUUCUCACUUUCGGAUAUAAUACCAAGAUAACAAAAUUCACCUCGGGUCCGACCAAUAUGAAUAGUAUUUAUUCUCACGGAAAAGACUUCUUAUUUUCGCUUAGACGCAACCCUAUACCAGGACGCCCCUUGAUCUUCGUCGCCCAUAGUCUCGGCGGUCUACUUAUGAAAGAGAUGCUUGCUCUAUCGUCUAUAUCCGAAAAACCAGAGCAUAAGAAGAUUAUUGAAUCAACUGCAGCGAUAGUUUUUCUCGGAACGCCCCACCGCAGAAGUCCUAAGCUCGCAGCAAUCGGCGACUGGGCUAGAUCUAUAGUCAGCAGUUUGCGAUUCCAGACAACAUCAACAAUAUUAGACACCCUAGGUCUCAAGACAACAGAUCUCGAACAAAGCCUGGGUCUUACUGGUAUCGGAUUGGGUGUGUUGGGAGAUAAAGUCGUACCACACGAGUCUUCCUUGAUUGGUGAUCCGAGAGAACAUGCCGAGACUCUUCAGGCCAAUCACAACCAGCUUAGUCGCUUUAGCAGUGCUCACGACCCCAACUAUAUCAAAGUUGCUGGCGAGAUCAAAGCCUUGUAUAAUGCGAUCGAGAGCGCACACGACCAGAACAAGCCCUCUCAGAAAUCGGCACCAGGAAUUAGGCAUCAAACAGUGAAGAGUGUACCAUUGAUGUCUGACGUUUGCCAACCACUUUCUGAGACCAGUUUACUAGAUUUCCUCGAUAGGAAGAUUCUUAAUGACUUCCUCUCAAGCCUACGAUUCCAAGACAUGAACGCCCGACGGGAUUCAAUCCUGCCACCCUCAUUGAACACAGGAUCUUGGUUAACGAAGAACGAAGAUUUCGAAAAGUGGCAAACAACUUCAGAUAAGAAUCAGCAUCUAUUAUUUGUAAAGGGAAAACCAGGAGCCGGGAAAUCAACCUUGAUGAAAGAAACCGUCCGGCGAAUGCAGCAUAGUCUUAUUCUUCACAAAGACCGUGUAUGUGCAAGCUUCUUCAUCAAUGCCGGUGGCCAGCUGCUGCAUCGCUCCCCAGCUGGAAUAUAUCGAUCGUUACUUUACCAGAUCUUACCAGAAACCAGCAUAUGCAACCCCAGCGCUUCUCGCGGGUUAGAUCAACAGGCCUUGAUACAGACUAUCCAAGAAUCCGUUCUGCAGUCUGGAAAAAUCAGGAAUGAGCAACAACUUCAAACGCUGCUCACACAAACUCUUCGGCUUAUGUCCUCCACGGGUACACCGAUAUUUGUGUUUUUGGAUGCAUUGGACGAAUUAGGGGAAGUGACACAGAGUCAUCAGGUCGAUUUCUGGAGUGAACUGGUUCAGUCCCCUGAUCUUCAGACCCUGAGAGUCUGCUUAUCCUGCAGGCACUUUCCCAACAUCUCAGUCACCGGCUGCCUCGAGCUGAAAGCGGAUGAAUACAACAGACAAGACAUUUUCAACUACACCCAGCGACGUCUCAAGGCACGAAUCGCCUCUGAUGAAGGAAUUUGGAUAAAGGAAAUUGCAUCAAGAAUCUAUUCCUUAUCAGAAGGUGUCUUUCUCUGGGUCGUACUGGUUAUAGAAGACGUUCUCAAAAGAUACAACCUUGGUAUAGGUCUGCAAAUGCUUCUUUACAAAGUCGAAAGCAUGCCAUCAGAACUCGACGGUUUAUACUCGGAGAUAUGCGGAUCUCUUACCAGGAAAGAGGUGCCAGUCGCACGAAAGAUGUUCCAAUGGGUCCUGGCAGCAAGUAGGCCGUUGCGUCUUGAUGAAUGGCACCAUAUCAUUGCUUUCAUCAGACCUCUGAAACCGUCGUCUCUUACACACUGGCGAAAUUCAGGCAAUUACACUGCCACCGAUGACCACCUCGUGAGACAGAUCAAAAGGCUAUCCAUGGGGUUGCUGGAAGUGAGCAGUGAACGGCCGAAUAUCAAGCCUGGUGGUAUCGCUGAAGUUUCAUCCGUGAACGCUGGCGCUGGAUCUAUGGACCAUGAACAGGGGUCGGCUCGUGUGGUUCGGGUGAUUCACGAAUCAGUUUACGACUUCUUCAUAAACAAAGGGGGUUUUCAGAAGCUAUGCUUGGAAACUGCAGAUCCUCUUCUGGAUUGUCAUUACACGAUAAUACAUACUUGUCUUGACUACCUAUUCAUUCCAGAACUAGAUGAGUUUGUCGCUGCUCGACAACGUCUCAAUUCGGCGAGCGUAUCAACAUCCUCCUUUCAUUCUUUCCCAUCCGAGGAGCCCCGAAGGUCACGCCCUGCGCCGCAAGAUCUCAUUGUCAGAUAUGAAUUCAAGAAUUUGCGGAAAUUGCCCACCUUGGAUUCAAAUCGGCGUGUCGAGAACUGGUUGGCUGAACAUGGUCUAUUGCCUUCCGAUGGUUCUAUCGUAGGCUCUAGGAGAUAUUCCGUCACUCACGAAUCCAUUGGUAUUGCAUCGAGAGUGCUUGUUCACUACCCUGCUUUGCUUUUAUAUAUAAUGGCUGACUUCCAAUAUCAUAUCGAGUUCCUCAGCACGAGUGGAGCUUUCGGCUCCCCGACCUGGUAUGAGCUACUGAGUAGACUACGAGACAAGAAAGUUUCAGAUCGCCUUAUGGCACUCCAGCGAGAGAACCAUAGAAGGGAUCGAACGGCCGAGUUUCUUAGGGGAUUACCAGAACAUGGACCACAACUUGCUCAGCGGUCAAAACCACUGUCAACUCAAAGCCUUGGAAAUCCGCGAGAGAGUGGCGGGCGAGACUGGACAGUGGAGUUUCUCAAGAGUUUACCAGAAAAGGAGUGGCCUCCCUUGAAAGCCUCAAGAACUAAAAACAAUGCCUCAGGGCAUGGUCAUACCCAGCUCAAGGGUCUAGGAGACCUAGAAGUAUUGCGAGCUUUUGCGCCGCGAGUAGCUACGGUCAUCGUAGCCGCCGCCACAGCUAUGAAAGUGAUGGGUCGUUUUGAUUAA